Messenger RNA from Podarcis lilfordi (Lilford's wall lizard), 10119 nucleotides. Lineage: Eukaryota; Metazoa; Chordata; Lepidosauria; Squamata; Lacertidae. The record is from the annotation of a GenBank genome assembly.
UUUAAGGUCAGUACAACAAUUCACAUUCAUAUGUGUCCACUUCAGCCCAUCUGCAUAUGGGGCUCCUCUUCACCUUCCACCAAGAAAUAUAAACUUUAUAAGACUUUUUAUUUUCUACUAAGCAUUAACAUCAGUAACAAUGCAGGGCUACGUUUGAAUCCCCCUCUGACUGAAGGAAACUGAAGCUUGAGCUGGGUCUUCCACAAACACUGGAAGAGGGCAACGGCUGAGGGCGUCGGCAUGGCCCAUCGAUUUCCCCGUGCGAUGGACGAGCCGGUAGUGGUAGGCAGCCAGGAAAACAGUCCAUUGCAGCAUGCGCGGCAAGAGGACCGAUGGAGUUGGUCAAUCACCAGCGAGGAGGCCCACGAGCAGCUUGUGGUCAGUGAUGAGGUCAAAAGUCCUGCCAUAGAGGUAUUCAUGGAACCUCUUCACUCCAGCCACAAGUGCCAGUGCCUCCUUGUUGAGCUGGCUGUAAUUCCGUUUGGUUGGAGAUAGCGUCCUGGAAAAAUAAGUGAGCGGUGCUUCUCUUCUGUCUGGAAAACGGUGACUGAGGACAGCGCCGAUGCCAAAAGGUGAGGCGUCGCAGGCAAGGACCAGCGGCCUGGCUUCACUGUACUGUACCAGCACACUGUCCGAUGAAAGGAGAGCCUUGACGACGUUGAAGGCCGCCAUCUCCCGAUGACCCCAGGACCAAGGUGUCCUCGUGCUGAGGAGUCGGUGAAGAGGCUCGGCUACCAUCGCUUUGUGGGGCAGGAACAUGCUAUAAAAGUUCAGCAGUCCCAGUAACGCCUGCAACUCCAUCUUGUUCUUUGGGAUGGGGGCCUGCUGGAUAGUGUGGAUCUUGGAUGUUGCCGGGUGAAGGCCGGAGGCGUUGAUAAGAUAGCCCAGGAGCUCCACCUGUGGAACAGCGAUCUGGCACUUCUCCUUCUUUACCUUGAGCCCAGCCUCCUGAAACCUGGUCAGCACGGUGCGGAGGCGCUCGAACAGCUGCUGCUGCGAGUCUGCGGACACCAAGAUGUCGUUGAAAUACGGCACCACGCCCGGAAGCUCUUGCAGGAGACGCUCCAUAAGGCUUUGGAAGAUGCCAGGAGCCACACUCACCCUGAACUGCAAACGGCGGCAAUGGAAUGCCCCUCGAUGGGUGACGAUUGCCUGGGCUUCAGCGGUGGCAUUGUUGAUGGACAGUUGUUGAUAGGCUUGGGCAAGGUCCAGCUUAGCGAAGACCUUACCCUUACCCAGGGAAUGCAGCAGGUGGUGGACAACAGGAACCGGGUAAGCGUGCUGCUGAAGUGCUUUGUUGAUCAUGCACUUGUAGUCGGCACAGAUUCUCACCGACCCGUCUGGCUUGACAGGUGUGACGAUGGGGGUUUCCCACUUGGCGUGGUCAACCAGCUCCAAAACUCCUUGGGCAAUCAGCUUGUCCAGUUGUUCGUCCACCUUAGCCUUGAGAGCAAACGGAACCCGGCGUGGCUUUAGCUCCGACUUGUGGAUCAAAGCUAAAGGAGAUGGGCGUACCUGUAUAUUGACCCAAAGUGCCAUCAAAAACCUCAGCAAAGUCUUUGAUCAGACCCUCAGUCUCUGUGUUAGAGAUGGAGUUGAUGCCGGUGACUUCCAGGCCGAGGGCAUCAAACCAAUCUAGCCCUAGGAGGCUUGGCCGCUGACCUUCGACCACCACCAGUCGGAGCAGGCCCGAAAAAUCCUUGAAGGCGACCCAGAACCGCCCAACGCCUACCACGGGAAUGUUGUUUCCCUGGUAGUCUCUCAGUGAGAGUCAAGUUGCCUUUUGGACACUCUGGGUACGAGUCUUUUGAUGGUGCUCUAAUACACGAUGGACAGGGCAGACCCGGUGUGGAUCUCCAUGUCACACGGAGCUCCUUCAAUGAGCACAGUUGACAUUCAGCUUGCGUUGCGUAGGUGAGUCUGUUUGGCCAAUCGUGGUUCCGGACGGGCAGUGGCAGUUGGUGAGAGCGAAACAGCUUUCCUUGGCGGACGAGCUUUCCUUGGCGGACUGGAGUGAAGAUUGGACUUGUGAGUCAGUGAAGGGGGGGUGUCGGACAGAGCCGAUCGGCAGACCUUAGCGAUGUGGCCCCUUUUGGAACAUUUCCGACAGAUGGCGUCUCUGAAUUGACACUUGGCACGGGAAUGGUUGCCUCCACAGCCAGCACAUUCCGAUUGGCCCUUGGACUUCUGUUUGAACUUCCCGCGCUCCCGCUUUGUUUGGUGCACGUCAUCGUCUUCACUGGAGGAUGCCUCGUCACUGCUAGCCUCUUCAUGAUGCACUGGAACUGGCUUCCUAGCAAGAAGCGGCCUACUGGCCUUGCGGAUCUCCUGGGCGGAGCGUUUGGCAGCUGGUUCUGGUGGUAGAACGCAUGGCGGGCAGCAAUCUUGUUGUGGGUGAACAUAUCAGACGACACGGCGAUCCUUCAAACAGCUCUUGUUUAUUCACAGGCCCAGAAUAGAACUAGGCUGAAAAAACUAUUCCCCCCGCCCCUCGGCUUCUGUCCUAGCCCCGCUCCCCUUUUUCCCCACGGCCGUCACGAGAGCCCCAGCUCCGGUUGGCUGGUAUCCUUCCUAUUCCUUUUUAUGUAUGGGUUGUGGCGGGAGAACGCAAAUACGCACGCGCAUAUUCGGUUUGUUUUUUUUAAAGCCGACCCGCCCCCGGGCGGCGCGCGAUUGUCUCAGCUUUCAAUGGGGGGACUCGGAGCUCUGCUUUUUCUCCCCCCUCCUCCCUUCCCAUUCCGCCUCCGCCUCUCUCUCCCUCGGCAGGCAGCCCAACAGACCGACCAGGAACGGUGAGUGACCGACUGACUGGCAGACAAGCCUGGGCAGGUUUCCUCGGAAGCCAGUCCCGUUGUGCCCACCGGGGGUUGGGCUGGGGGGCUUCCCCCUCUCGGCAGCCUGAGGGGCUCCCCUGGCCCCGGGGGUGGUUCUUGCAUAGCAGCCGAGUUUCCCGCUUGUGGGUCGGUGGGUAGGGUUUUCCAAAAGAAAAGAGGUGUGCAGGACUGAGGAGGGAAGGCAGCUCUCCUUUUCAUUGGGACUUUUUUGGGAGGUGGGAGAGUACCUUCCGUUUCUUCCUUUUCCCACUUACGUCCUCCCUCCCAGACAGACCCUCUUGAACCCAGCCUCGUGAGAAACCGGGGCCGCUGGUGGGGAAGGGUCCCUACCCUGAAGGAAGUCGGCUUUCUUUUAAAACAGGAAGGAGUGUCGCUUUAUAACAAAAGUAAACUCUGAUCCCAAGAUAAGGACCCUUGCGAGCUUGUGGGGCGCGCGUCUCUCCCAUCACGAGGAAUGUGGGCUUCCUUUAAAUCGGAAGUGAACUUUCUUGGAGACUGGGGUCCACGGGUGGGCUGGUUGAGUGUAUGAGUGAGUCAGUUCAUGCUUGGUUUCGGAGGAAUUAAUCUUUCUUAGUGUUUUUCCUUUUUAAACCAAUAUGCCUGGAUCGGAUGUUAGGGGGCAUGGGGGAACUUUGGUAGGUCCCUGUAGCCUUUUGUUGGGUCUCUGUUCUAAUAGCAUCAAGAUAUGAAAAGGCCCAUGUUUCCUGUGUGCAGGGGACAGGGGUGUUGCAUCAAAACUUCUAUGGCUGAGAAUAUGCAGGAUGGGUUGGAAACCUUUUGCCGUUUUGUAAAUACAGUUAGGAAGGUUGCACCAUACCCCACAAUCUCUGCUAAAAUGUGGGGUUCUAGGUGCUCACCAACGGUUGUUGGGAAGAUCGAGGUACAACAGAGACUAGUGCCUUUAAAGGUUUAUUUAACAUAUUUACACCUGGAAGUCUGCAGUGAAGGAGGUGCAGAGCAUUAUAUCCCAAGAGUAUCUAUCUCUCAUGGCUCUUGCCAUAGCUUAAGCCUAAAGCAGCAGUUGGCCAUUUGCUCUGCCCAGCAGCUCAUGGAGGUCUGGCCUUUGUUGCCCACCCUUCUUCCAACACACCUCUCUAAACCCUUCUAUCCUCUGCCCCCCUUCCUCAAACCUGCACAUCUUUUACUGUGACAUCACUCCCCUACCCGGUCACCUUGGCAACCCCUGCUUUGCACAGAUCCAGGAGUCUCUCUCUUUGUUGUGCUAAUGACCAGCAAUCAGUACCUUUGUUAAUGGCUUAUCCUUGGCUAGCUAUGUGAACUAGCUGGGCUUGUGAUCCCAAACUUUAAAGCAACAGUGCUGUACUUGUUGAGCAUUUGUUAUGUGACUUUUAAAAUCUGCCUUCCCAGACUUGUGCUGUCCUGAUUUUUUGGACUACAAAUCCCACCACACUUGACUGUUGGUCGUUCUGGUUGGGGAUGAGUGGGAGCAAAGCUGGGGGAAAGGCUGUAAUGAUCAAAUUCUACAGUUCAAUUCUGCAAGUCCUGCCCCUAGGCAAAGUGUACAGGGCACCUGUGACUAAUAGAAAUAGGGAAAAUAGGAGGAGAACACUGAAAAACGUAUACUAACAUGACUUAGUCGGUAUGAAGGGACAGGAUACCCAAAUCCUGUCUGUGAAGUCACCCCAAAGUCACCCCAGGCCUCAAGACUUCACCCCAGGCCUCAAAACCAAAUUUCCCCUUUCUUCUAAAAAUCCACAGCUUCAGCUUUUCUCUGCUUUCUCACAAGAUGCUGCUGCAUAAACAAAACGUUAUUUUUAUCAGUACAAGAAAGCUUCAAAAAGCUAAUGAAUAGGCUCUGUCAGUGCCAAGCAUAAGCAGGCCUGGGAACUGAGUCUUUUCUUACCCAGUUGCAACAAAUCUUGGACAUGCUGAAAUGCAAGGCUUCUCAACCCCCUUGGCUUCUCAGCCCCCUUUUUCCUGGGAAGGGCGCCAAGAGUCUCCAGACAGGAGCUUUCUGUUCAUGCUCAGGGAAACUCAUGAGGCAAGACUCCUGAGGAGGGGGAGAAGGGGGAGGGAACUGGAGGGAAUAUAUACUCUGUGCAAAUGAGUGUAAAAAUUGUGCUAAAACUUGUGAGUUAUCACGCUUGCUCCUUCUACCAGCCCGGAUGGUAGCAAUAAAGCUCUUUCUCGGAAUCAACCCUUGAGUGUCUGCUUGACUCCUACUUCCCUCUCCCGGGCGCAGUGCUCUUCCAAUCCAUGGGCAAGGCCUGAAAAGGCUACAGGUAGACACUUAAUUUCAUGGUUGUGGGUUCAAGCCUUACAUUGGGCAAAAGAUUCCUGCAUUGCAAGGGGUUGGACUAGAUGACCCUCAUGGUCCCUUCCAACUCUACUAUGAUUCUUUGAUUUAACACAUGCACAGGAAAUUGCUGUAAAAGAGCAUCUUAGACACAUGACAAUUAGUCACAGUUUACUUAGUGACAUAUGAUGGUGUUAAGCUGCUGUACUUAAAAUAGCAGCCUUUCUCUUCAAAAUGAAUGAUGUGUGUGCAUUGUUGCUGUGAGGUUGUUGCUCAAUUGCUGUGGUUUAAGAAGUGAUUGUUGGAGGUUUGGGAAUAACCCAAACAGAAAUUCCUAGGUGUCAGAAAAAAUUAUUUACUUAUGCAACAACUGCGCCCAUGUUUUGUUAGCCCCAAAAUGGAAAGUGAACGAGGUCCCAGCUAAAGAGGAGUGGUAGAUUUAACAAAUAGAAUAAGAGAGCAAGAAGAACAUAUAUUUAAAGAAGAGUGGAAAACAUUUGUUGAAUAUAUGGAAAAUAACUAUAAAGCUGAAAACACUGGCAGCACUAAGAUAAAUACAACAGAGUAAAUAAUUUUUGAUGGAUGUAAAAGUGGAAAACUGAUUUGCAUGGAAAAUAUGUGGGAAUGCAUGAUAUGUAAAAUGAAGCAGAAGAAGGGAAGUCAUUGGAUAUUUUAAAGUUUGUAAAAUGUUUGUUUUGAAAUGUAAAAUUCGAAAAUUUAACAGAAAUUAUUAUAAAAUAGAAGUGAUGGUUGGAAGUGCUCCAGUCCAUAGAAGUUGUGCUACAUGGUUAGCCUAGGUGACUUUAGAGGCCGCAUCCUGUUCUUAGAUUUUAAUACAACAGUGAGAGACACUCCUUGAAGCUUACAGCAAUUCAUGGUUCAGCUGUGUUAGUGCAUUAUAUCAUAAUCUACAGGUAGGGUAUCAUCUUUCUUUUUAAAAUCAUGGGAAGGUUGUGUAUGCAAAAGGCAGGGGAUUGGAACCUGAGUGCCAGAGCUUGCUUUCCCCAGUGAGCACUUAUUCAGAACAUCUAGCCCUUUAAGAAAAAAUAGGUACUAACAGUUGCAACUUAGCAACCUAUGGGUUGUCUAAGCAACAGAACACUUCUUAGUCUCUGGUUCGCUAGGGAAGCGUAGAGCUGAAUCACAGGGAAUCUACCACUGCAUGACAUAUAGCAAGACAUCUGUGCCUCUCCCUGUGGGUUAAUGAAUAAACUAAGGAGCAAAGAGUCACCUUUUUGAAUAGAAGAUACAAGAGAAGGUAUAAAAUUUGUCUAUAAGAUUUUUUUUUUGCAAAGUGUCAUUGACUGACUACUCCAUAUGCUAGAAGCGAUCUGUAGGUUGUUGUUGGCACCCAUCUAUCUCCAGAGUCAGUGCAGUGUGCUUCCAGGGGUGAAAUCAAACCAUUGCAUUAGCAACACCCCCUUCUCUGCCUUGCUGAUGUGCUCCAAAGGAAAGCAGAGCAAUAAGUGGCACCAGCUUGGAUGGCUCCAUCCAACUGUCUUAGGGACUCCACUCCGGAUUUGUGUAGGGUUUACUCCUUAGCCUUUUCUUCGUCCAAAGAUAUUCCUCAAAGCAGCAGAGGUUUAGGAUCAGGGUUUUCCUUCUAGGGUUAUUCAUUCUGUAAAAUGAAUGUUAAUCAUGUGUUCAUCAUUGAGAAAACAAUUAAAGAGAGGUGGAGUGGGUUUGUUAAACAGAAAUCAGUGAAAACAGGAUACUGAACUAGAUAAGCCUUGGAUCUGACUCAGCAGAUUAUGCUUUUAUCUCUCCAUUUUAUCUCUAGAAGACCUGGCUUGGCUUAGAACAUUAAGUGGAUGGUGCAGAAAUUGAAAUAAGAUUGAAAUAAGAAAUGCCAGAGUAUGUAUCUAUAUAUAACCCUCUAAUCCAGGCGUGGGGAACAUGUGGCCAUUCUGAUGUUUCUGAAUUACAACUCUCACCAUCCCUGGCCAUAGGCCAUGCUUGCUGGGGUUAAUAGGAACUGGGAGUCCAGCAACAUUUGAAGGGCCACGGGUUCCCCAAAUCUGCUGCAAUCACUUCUGGAUUGAGAGGAAUAGCUCUGUCGGUAGAGCAUGAGACUCUUAGGGUUGUGGGUUCAAGCCUCACAUUGGGCAAAAGAUUCCUGCAUUGCAGGGGGUUGGACUAGAUGACCCUCAUGGUCCCUUCCAACUCUACAAUUCUAUGAAAUGUCUAGAAAUCUGAAGAAAGAGCAUCUUACCCAGAUAUCCUGUCCAGUUUUUUCAUUUUUCUCCCUUUUGUCUUUAAGAUAGAUCUCUGGGGGCUAAAUUAAGAUCUGACUUGCGCUCUCUUCUUUCCUAUAGGCAGAAGAAGCAGGCCUUAUUGUGUCUGUUUUGUUAUGUGUGAGAGCCCUGCAGCUCCGAUCAAAUGAAAAUGAUGACAUGAAGACCUCUGUAUGCAAAACAAUUGCAUGCCUUCUGCCGGAAGACCUCGAAGUAAGAAGAGCAUGCCAGCUCACUGAAUACUUACUUGAGCCAAGUGAGGAAAGAUACAGUCUACUAGAAGAGCUCUACCUGCAACAAGAUAAAAAAUUGAAUGGAAAAAACUCCCUGUGUUUUGAGCUGCUGUUGGCUUUAAAGGCGUAUUGGCCAUUUGAUCCAGAAUUUUGGGACUGGAAAACUCUGAAGCGACACUGUCUUAAGUUGUUAGGAAAAGAAGUUUCUGAGUCAGAGGAUGAUCUGAGUUGCAGGAAGAUGUCUUUCAAUGAAACUGCUAUGCUAGAUGUUUUCCUAAGUGAUAGUGAAGAUAAUAAUUCUGAAGGUCAAGAUACAAUAAAUCAGCCUAAAGUGAGAGUUAAAAAGCCCAUUGGGUCCUCGGAAAGGUACCAGAGGUGGCUUCAGUACAAAUUUUUCUGUGCUAUUUGCAAAAGGGAAUGUAUAGAGGCCAGAAUACUUCACCAUUCUAAGAUGCAUAUGGAAGAGGGCAUUUAUACAUGCCCAGUGUGUAUAAAAAAGUUCAAGAGGAAGGAUGUCUUUGUGAAGCAUGUGAUGGAACAUGUAAAAAUGCCUCCUAGUAGAAAAUACCGUGGUAAGAAGAAGUUGCUGUUGAAGAAAGAGAGGCUGGCGAUGAGCAGUCUAGCCAGAAUUGCUUCUGUGGCUCUUGGAGAACAACCCAGAACUGACACGCAGGAUUACAUCACGUUUAGUAAGCUAGAAAACUGCCACUUGCAGGACAGGGACCUGUACCCAUGCCCAGGCACGGAUUGCUCCAAGGUGUAUAAGCAGUUCAAGUACUUAAGUGUUCACUUGAAAGCAGAACACGAAAAUGAUCAAAAUGCAAUGCACUACAUGGACAUGAAAAACAGGAGAGAGAGGUGUUCAUACUGCAGGCGGCAUUUUGUUUCGGCUUUCCAUCUACAGGAGCAUGAACAAGUCCACAGUGGCCCUCAGCCGUACAUGUGUGUGUCGGUGGGCUGCUAUGCUAGGUUUGGAUCAGUGAAUGAGCUGCUCCAUCACAAGCAACAGCACGACGAUCUGCGUUAUAAAUGUGAGCUCAGUGGCUGUAACAUUGUUUUCAGUGACUUGGGGCAGCUCUACCACCACGAAGCCCAGCAUUUUAGGGAUGCUUCCUACGCAUGCAACUUUAGUGGCUGUAAAAAAUUCUACUAUUUUGAAACGGAGUUUACGGAUCACAUGUCAAUGCAUAUUACAAAUGGUCAAAUUAAGAAGGUACAGAUUAAGCAGGAGGAAAAUGUUUCUGGGGACAGUCUUACCUGCCUUUCAGAUUUGGAAGUGUUUGAACAAAAAGACCCCGCCUGCCUACAUGAGAGUCUUAAUUUGCCUUCAGGAUCUACAAAUUCAGAGGCAAUCCAGCAGGUUAAGCAAGAAUCUACAAACUCAGAGGGAAUCCUGCAAGUUAAACAAGAAGCUAUGUUUGAUGGAGAGGUAGAUGUUAAAGUAAUGACAGUUUAAGAAGCAAUAUUGGACCCCCUAGCCAGUGAGAUGCAGUUGGUGCCAUUGGCUGAAGCAGUAGGUUUGGCCAGGCAACUCCUUUCUCUUAAACUCCCGUUAAAAUGUUUUGAUCUGGGUUAAGCAGCUAUAUAGUUAUUUUAGUCUAACAUAGUGUUUUAUUGUCCAACAUAGAAUUUUAAAAUUCAUCUCUGGUUAUUUCUGUGCUUUUUAAAACUGUUUUUAGUUGUUUUUAUUAUACUUUGUACAUCACAUUGAGAUAAAUAUAUUUGGAACGCAACGUCUUAAAGACUUAACCAAUUUAUUCUGGCAAAAGCUUUUGAUUGCCUCAGUGCCACUUCAUGAUGCGUAAUCGUAAAGUGGUAAGCAUAUAAAUACAUUAUUCUGGCAGUGUCUUUCUGUAUCAUGGUCUAACAUAAACAGACCUUUUCAGGGCUGUUCUGAGACAGAUCCCAAGGUAUUGGCUGCUAUUAGAAUGCAUUUCCUUGGAUCUCCAGGUUCUGAUCGAUUUCAGUACAUUUCAGUGGAAGGAAAAUGUCAGGAAAUAAUGCAGUUUUUUCUGUGAUGUUUGCAGACUAAAAUAAAGAUAACAAAUAUGACUCCAAUUUGCUUGCAUGGUUUUUGUUCCAGGUCUCUGACAAUUCUGUGAAAUACAGCAACUUCUCCUAUUUUCAUUUCUCGCUGGAUUCUCUGACACCCUAAACCACAACUCCCAUCUUCCCUUGCUGUGAUACCAUCCAGCAACAUGCAGGUUCACCAUCCUGCUCUGUAUGAAGAGCUGUGUAUCUAAAUGUGGUUACAAGAAUAUGUGUCUUGAAAUUGCACCACCACAAUCUCUGGACAGCAGACUGAACAGGCACACAGAUCACCUGCUCAAAAUCAUCUUUGUUAUGGUAGGGCACUGAAACAUCUGAAAGUUGUGCUCGUAUUUUACGUGGCCGAAAAAGAUCUUACAGCACCUUGCAAAGGAUGGGAACCCAUUCAAAUAAAAGCAAGUAAUUCUUUGGGGAGUCAUUGUGCUCUGCUGAGUUAAAUUAACGUUGUAUUGCAAUGGGUCAUUAGGUGUUUAAUGCAACACAAAAAUAAAACACCUUAUGCUUCACCUAUA